UUUUAUCUCAAUGCACAGGCUGUAGACGACUCACUGUCGGACCUCUUUUCGUUGUGUCGUUUUCAACCACUACUAUUAUCGUAUUUUGAGCAGUCUAGGAACACGAACUAUGACAGAUACUCCAGCAAAAGGCACAGUUCUAAACGGACACCAUGCGGAAAUCCACCGCUACACCUACACCCCUGAAGACCUGGUCAUCCAGUCUUCUCCAUGGGAGAAGUUCAGUCGUAGUAAGGUAAAAUUUAAUAAGUUUGAUGAGGAGUUGUGCAGAAGGUGGGAUGAAGCCAUGGAGGCAGGGAUGUUCCGGUAUAAACUGGACUCUCUACAGACCAAGAUUCUGCCUGGACCCUUGAGAUUCGUCGCACAGUUGAAUGUGAAGAGAGCCCAGGAAAGAAGAGCUCCACAGAACAUUAUAGGAAUGAACCAUCCCUUUGACCCAAAGAAGUUCAACUUCACCAAAAUCAAGCCUGGAGAGGUUGUGUUUGAGCUUUGCCCACAAAGGGACUCAUCUCCUCAGGAGAAUGGAACAAUGGAUACACAUGAUAGAACAACAUCAGAUGAAACACCUGCAAGCAAAAGGGUCAAGAAGUCUGCCCACAUGGUUAUCAUCAAUGUGAGCCCUCUGGAGUAUGGGAAUAUACUGAUGGUGCCUUCAUUACAAGACUGUCUACCCCAGGUGUUGACAGAAGAGGCACUUCUACUGGCAAUGGAGAUGACACUUCUCAGUAAGCACCAGGGUUUCAGGAUGGGGUUCAACAGUUUGUGUGCCUACUCAUCUGUCAAUCAUCUACAUUUCCAUGGUUACUACCUGGAACAUGAGCUGGGGACAGAGAGCUGUGUGACAGUUCCAUUCCACUCUGAUAUCCAUGUUCUCAAUGAUGACUACCCAGCACUGGGGUUCGCAUUCCAACUGAAGGGAAAGGAUGUUACAGGACUGGCAAGACAAGUGUACCAGGUUGCUGACUACCUCCAAAGGCAUGAGAUAGCCCACAAUGUGUUCAUGACCAGGGGAACACAGUUUGGGGAGGAUGCCAACAGUCCCAACAGAACCCUCAGGGUGUACCUGUGGCCCAGGCAGCCUGUAACAGGUGCCAAGAAUGACUUUGUCUUCAACCCUGCACUGUGUGAACUGGCUGGACAUCUCCCUAUUAAAGUUGAGGAUGGAUACAGGACAGUCACAGAGGAACUGGCUGUCAAUACACUCAGGACACAGUCUUUACAAAGAGAGGAGUUUGAUGCCUUGAAAACAGAGUUAGCAGCAAUGCUGGGAUGAGAAGAAUUGUGGAACAGAUUGUCAUUGACAAUCAGCCUUAUACGUGUUUUGUGGACAUUUUAUAUAUGUUAUAUCUUGAUUUUAUUACCUCACUAUAUAAAGAGAGUGGGAGCUGAAUCCAACUCAAUUGGUAACGAUUCAAUGUCAAUUUGGGCCAAUUCCCAUACAUGUACAAGUGAUGUUACAGCAAUACUUGCAUUACACUGUAGUUUCAAAUUUCAGGAAAUAGGUUUGUUAAAGGUCACAAUUAUAUGUAAAGUGAUAAUUUUGUUGUUUCUGAUAUGAUAGCAUAAACAUGUGUUAGGUGAAAUGACUAUCGUGUUGGUUUGGACAUUGUAUUAUCAAUGUUUUCAGUGGAUAUGUCAAUGCAGGAAAAUAGGUGAAAUUCAUCUAACAUGUUAUUGACAAUCAGUGCACAUGAACAAGACUACAUAACAUUACUAGCUUAUAUUACUGUAUAUAGAUUCUACUAAACUGGAAUAAGUGAUCAAUUUUUAAAGAAACCAACUUUGUUUGGCAGAUUUGAGGUGUGCAUUGAAAAUGCUGGAAUUUUAAUCUUUUCAUUUGGUUUGCUUAACCUUCGAAGUGUCACAUAUAUUUAUAUGUGUUUUAGAAUCUGAUGUCAUGUAACAGCCUAACCUGAUGUUUAAGGUUAGAAGGGAAAACAGAAGAAAGGUGUUGUGUAUGAAAUAUUUAUCCAUUCUUAGACAAUGCAGAGAUGGCAGACUUCACCUUCUUCAUGUAGGUCAGAAGCAAACACACUGACGAAAGUGAUCGUCUUCAGUUCAUUUCUCAUGAUUACAUUGAUAUUUGUUGUAAAGGUAUCUUCAGAUUACCUUGUACAUUGUCUAACAUUUCCAGAUGAUCUGUUCUUCUCAAUCACGCAUCAUGCUGAAAACUUGUACUCAAUCUGACAAGAGUAAUUAAUGCUAAUUAAUCAGGUUAUAACAGAUUCUUUAUUGACACAACAAAAAAAA
Molecule: messenger RNA, 2250 nt
Organism: Branchiostoma belcheri (Belcher's lancelet)
Lineage: Eukaryota; Metazoa; Chordata; Leptocardii; Amphioxiformes; Branchiostomatidae
Product: GDP-D-glucose phosphorylase 1-like
Exons: 12
Coding region: 110-1273 (387 amino acids)
Biological process (GO): glucose metabolic process
Cellular component (GO): cytoplasm
Molecular function (GO): GDP-D-glucose phosphorylase activity
Source: RefSeq, a predicted model, not a curated record